GCUACCCCAACCUCGGGGCUCAAUCCUAAUUGAGACUCGGUCCAAUGAGGCAGCUGAGAUCCAUGGUCACUGGGACACACCCGUGGACCCCGGUGGAUGGGCUGACGUCCCAGGCCGGGUUCAGACUGGCCCAGGCGGUUUGGCGCCGGGCCUAGUGCUCCUGGGGUUCGGCCGGAAGCGGCUAGCGAACCUGGUAGAAGGGCCAAUCCGCGGUGGGGCGCGAUAGCCUGGACCAAAUGGAACAUGACUGGAACCUAGGUAGAGUGGAACGCUGGAACGCUGAAGUGUGGACGAGCCCGGUCGCUCAACGAGAAGGUCGGCCAGGCCCAAGGUGGUGGUAACCUGUCGGGCGAUGGACGAGUGACGGCAGCCUUCGGCAAGGUUUCUCGCCCUCACCACGUGGUGAGCUUGUCCUGGAUGUCGCCAGUCAGGAUAUCGCUCAGGGCGUAAACCGUAGGUGCUUCUUGGUUGAAGUUGUCAACAUUGUGGCUUGAGGAUUGGUGGGCCCUGGAUCGAAAGUUUGGAUCCGCCCGCUCAAUCCGUAUCCCUCAAGUCCGUCUCGGUGGGCCAGUGGCCAGUGGCCGGCCUCCUCCUCCCGGGUUAACUGACCCGGGCACGGACGCGUACCCGCUCUGAACGGAACACCACGAUGAAGUAUAUUCUGGUUACGGGUGGUGUGAUCAGCGGCAUUGGCAAGGGGGUGGUGGCUAGUUCCUUGGGCGUGAUCCUCAAACACUGCAACGUGCCCGUUACUAGCAUCAAGAUCGACCCUUACAUUAACAUCGACGCUGGAACGUUUUCACCUUAUGAGCACGGCGAAGUCUACGUCUUGGAUGAUGGCGGUGAAGUGGACUUGGACUUGGGCAAUUACGAAAGGUUUUUGGAUGCCACCCUUCGUCGAGAUAACAAUAUCACCACGGGCAAGAUCUACCAACACGUCAUUAUGAAAGAGCGUCGUGGCGAUUACUUGGGUAAAACCGUGCAAGUGGUACCCCACAUCACGGAUGCCAUUCAAAAGUGGGUGGAAAAUGUGGCUAUUUUGCCCGUGACCGAUGACUUUCGCCCACCUGAGGUGUGUAUCAUUGAAUUGGGCGGCACUAUCGGCGAUAUUGAAGGCAUGCCCUUCGUGGAGGCAUUUCGUCAGUUUCAAUUCCGAGUGGGUCGAAACAACUUUUGUUCGGUCCACGUGUCUUUGGUGCCCCAACCCAAGGCCACGGGGGAGCACAAGACCAAGCCCACGCAAGCGAGUGUGCGCGAACUCCGCGGAUUAGGUAUCUCUCCGGAUCUCAUCGUUUGCCGGAGCGAAAGACCCGUCGAUGAGUCGGUCAAAGAGAAGAUCUCAAGUUUUUGUCACGUCUUGCCCGAGCAAGUCAUCAACAUCCAUGACUGCCCCACCAUCUAUCAUGUGCCUUUGGCACUUCAACAACAGGGAAUCAUUGCCCUCUUGUCUUCCAAGAUGUGCUUUGAAAUGCCCAUCGAGAGACCGCGGAAGUUCAUGAGCAAGUGGAAAGCCAUGGCCGGGCGAGCCGAGCAUUUGCGACGGGAAGUCCGAAUAGCGUUGGUUGGAAAGUACACCAAAUUGGAAGAUGCAUACACGUCUGUCAUUAAAGCCCUUAAUCAUGCUGCAUUGGCUGUGAAAUAUCGUCUGAAGCUCACCUACAUCUCGGCCGCUGAUCUGGAAGUCGAAACCAAGAGCACUGAACCCGUUCGCUUCCAUGACGCUUGGCGCACCCUCUGCGAUUGUCAAGGAGUGUUGGUACCCGGGGGAUUCGGGACUCGUGGUGUAGAGGGUAAGAUCGCAGCCGCUCAUUGGGCCCGCACCACGGGUAAACCGUUUCUGGGCAUCUGCCUGGGCCUCCAAUGUGCCGUCAUCGAAUUUGCCCGCAACGCCCUUCAUCUGGCCGAUGCCAACUCGAUUGAAAUCAACCCGAAUACUGGUCAUCCCGUGGUGGUGGAAAUGCCCGAACAUAACCCUGGAGAUCUGGGUGGAACGAUGCGUUUGGGCAAAAGAAAAACCGUGUUCAAAGAGCCUAGCUCGAUUUUAAGACAUCUAUAUGGAGACUUGGAUGAGAUUGAGGAACGCCAUCGGCACAGGUUUGAGGUUAAUCCCAAGUAUAUAAAGGACCUAGAAUCUGCGGGUAUGAAGUUUGUGGGCCAGGAUGUGGACAACGUGCGAAUGGAGAUUAUGGAACUGGAUGGUCAUCCCUUCUAUGCUGCCGUGCAAUACCAUCCCGAAUAUUUGUCUCGCCCAAUGCGCCCAUCUCCCCCGUACCUGGGGCUCAUCUUGGCCGCUACGAACCGUCUGCAGCUCUUCCUGAACAAAGGUGUAGUAUCCCGGGCCUCGACUCGAGUGAGUCACACCCACUCGUUGGAUUCCGAUUCGGACGAAGAAUUCACGAAAAUGGUGCGAUCGCUGAGUGUGUGCGGGGCUCCCAAACCCGCUCGACAACCACCCUUAGAACACUCGCCCAGUAGUGGGUCGAUCGCUUCCAGCCAAGGCGACCAUCAGCCCAGUGACGACGGCGACGGCAUCAGCAAGUGAAUGAAGCUCCAUCCUAUGACCACGACGUCCUACCGCUAUCAUUUAUAAAGGGCAUAUUUUUACCGGCCCAAGUGCUCAAUCGAUCAAUAAGAAGAAGGAAUAAGAACAACCUAA
Tigriopus californicus is the source of this 2656-nucleotide messenger RNA. It is a transcript of the gene Ctps, whose product is annotated as CTP synthase 1-like. Lineage: Eukaryota; Metazoa; Arthropoda; Copepoda; Harpacticoida; Harpacticidae. Gene Ontology annotation, cellular component: cytoophidium; cytoplasm. Bases 650 to 2542 code for a protein of 630 amino acids. Gene Ontology annotation, biological process: CTP biosynthetic process; pyrimidine nucleobase biosynthetic process. The transcript has 8 exons. The record is from RefSeq and is a predicted model, not a curated record. Gene Ontology annotation, molecular function: identical protein binding; CTP synthase activity.